Dendronephthya gigantea is the source of this 504-nucleotide messenger RNA. RefSeq names its product protein kinase C-binding protein NELL2-like. The annotation marks the transcript as partial. The record is from RefSeq and is a predicted model, not a curated record. Gene Ontology annotation, molecular function: calcium ion binding. Lineage: Eukaryota; Metazoa; Cnidaria; Anthozoa; Malacalcyonacea; Nephtheidae. The transcript is spliced from 4 exons.
UUAAACUUGAUCUCCAGUCACAAUGUCCACCUUGUGGGGGAAUGCCAUAUUCUCUGCACAGGUCAUGAAAAUUGCUAUGGUUACAACUUCAGAUCGGACAGCAAUAUUUAUAGCAAAAACUGUCAAUUGAGCAAUAGCACUGUAACAAUGAACAAAACAAGAAAAAAGAAUGGAACUUGGACAUAUUACGAGGAUGUUCUGGUAACGCAAGACAUUGAUGAGUGUUCCAAUAAAUCAAGCCAUGAUUGCGAUGGAAAUGCAAAUUGCAACAACACUCCAGGUUCCUAUCAAUGUCUUUGCAUUAACGGAUACUCCGGGGAUGGACGCACUUGUACAGAUGUUAAUGAAUGCUCUGAGGGAGCACACACAUGCGAUGAAAAUGCCAACUGUACCAAUACUGAUGGUUCCUUCAAUUGUAAUUGUCAGAUUGGGUACACAGGUGACGGAAACGCUUGCAUGGGUAAAUACCAGUUAAACCAACCAAACUUAAUCGAACAGCAUCAA